Molecule: messenger RNA, 311 nt
Organism: Prorocentrum cordatum
Lineage: Eukaryota; Dinophyceae; Prorocentrales; Prorocentraceae
Source: the annotation of a GenBank genome assembly
AUGAGCACGACGGGUACCGACCUGAUUGCCGCUCGCAAAGAGCUUUGUCAGCCGCUCGCGUGCAGCGUAGAGUCUCCCAUACAGCAGGUGGAUCGGGGCACUACGGAGAUUAACAAACAGAUUUCGGGGAUCCAGGGCCAGACGUUGCAGGCUGGGGAGAGCCGUCAGAUUUUACAGGCAGCUCAUGCAGAUCUCGCGAAGCAGGCCAUGGAUAAGUUUGCAAAUCGUCGUUGUAUCCAGAGACCGGCCCUCGUGCAGGCCAUUCAGGAUCGCGAGUUUGCUGGGAGUGAGAUGAGGAAGGAUGCGAUGGG